Parathielavia appendiculata is the source of this 621-nucleotide messenger RNA. RefSeq lists its product as uncharacterized. Lineage: Eukaryota; Fungi; Ascomycota; Sordariomycetes; Sordariales; Chaetomiaceae. The transcript has a single exon. The record is from RefSeq and is a predicted model, not a curated record. Bases 100 to 288 code for a protein of 62 amino acids.
GACUUCAAAAUUUGUCUCUGAUGCGCGCGAUCAAUCAAUGGCAGACUUCAAGGGCUCUGCAGCGUGUAGACUCGAGAUUCAAGGUGACCUCCCACUGGCAUGGCAGCUGAGGGCGCGGGCGGCCAAUGGCUCGUGUUUGCCAGCGGGAGCGGCCUGGCUCUUUGUCGAGCCACGAUUGGUAUCCUUAGUGUAUUUGCGGGCUUGCAGAGGUUUGGCCAAGGGCCAGGUUCUUUGAUGUCAAGCUGGCCCGAUAGUCUCGUGAGUCGCUUCUGGUUUUGGGAAGGCUGAGCCCCCGCCAUUCAGCUGUGGAAUCUCUUUCCGAGGUUGGCAUUGAUUUCCAGGGUAGAACGAAGAGGCUUCCCACCCGAACAAGUAUGUAGGGUAAGGUACUGAUGGGAGAGGCCCAAAACAGCACCUACCGGUGGGCGUGCUAGAUUUGUCUACAGUACCGGUAGAUGUUUUGUCGGGCGCAGCACCCGAGAACCAAUUGCCGCUGGCCUCUGCCAUGCUUUUCGUGCUCAUGGCUGGAUUUGCAGGCUUGAGAAUCUCGGUUUCCGUGCAGCACAUGAGUACGACAAUUGGGGACAAGUGAACCACUGAGCAAACACUCCUGAAUAUCAG